Molecule: messenger RNA, 3073 nt
Organism: Callithrix jacchus (white-tufted-ear marmoset)
Lineage: Eukaryota; Metazoa; Chordata; Mammalia; Primates; Cebidae
Gene: RHNO1
Product: RAD9-HUS1-RAD1 interacting nuclear orphan 1
Biological process (GO): recombinational repair; DNA damage checkpoint signaling; cellular response to ionizing radiation
Cellular component (GO): chromosome; nucleus
Source: RefSeq, a predicted model, not a curated record
UUUGAAACUGGCGCCGGCGGAGCGUUAAGGUCACGUGACGGAACGUCGCCAAUCGGCGCCGGCUUGUCUCGGCAUUCGGGGCUCGAACGCGGCGCGGUCUGACAGGAGCGGCGGCCCUGGCCGGCCCGGGCUGGCAUGGGUUGGAAUUGGAGCCUAUCUCCCAUCCCGAAGGCUAUCAGCAUCAUGUGGUUACUAACUGUUCCUCAUUCACCGGUUGAUGCCUCCCAGAAAAAAACGCCGCCAGCCUUCCCAGAAAGCCCAGCUGCUGUUCCACCAACAACCACUGGAGGGCCCCAAACACCGCUAUGCAUCUACACAGCUUCCCAUCACUCACACUCGACAGGUGCCCAGCAAGCCCAUUGACCACAGCACCAUCACUUCCUGGGUAUCACCUGAUUUUGAUACAACAGCAGGAAGUUUGUUCCCAGCCUACCAGAAACACCACCACCAAGACCGGGCGAGACAUUUAAGUCGAAAAUCUACCACUUCCAAGUUUCCACAGCUAAAUUUUGAGAGUCCGCAAUCUUCCAGUUCAGAGACAUUGGGGAUCCCCUUAAUCAGGGAGUUCCCUAGUCAAUCAGAAAAGCCUGUUUCCAGAAGACCCUUAGUUCCAGUGCUCAGUCCCCAAAGCUGUGGGGACAUGUCAGCUCAGGCACUUCAGAGCUUACCUUAUGUGUUCAUUCCACCUGAUAUCCAGACCCCAGAGUCAUCGUCUAUGAAGGAAGGACUCAUUCCCCCAGAUCAGAAGGAAAACAACCUUUCAAGCUGCUCUCUUCACACUGGCACUCCCAGUAGCCUGGAGCCUGGACCUGUUCUGGUUAAAGACACCCCUGAGGACAAGUAUGGAAUAAAGGUCACAUGGAGGAGACGACAGCACCUGUUUGCUUAUCUCAGAGAGAGAGGGAAACUGAGCAGAAGCCAAUUCCUUGUGAAAAGCUGACUGCCAUCAGCAAUCUCAAUAGAAAGGAGACACGUUUUCUAGAGUCAUAAGGGAAUUCAAUUCCAAGAACUUUUUUUUUUUUUUUUUGAGAUACUGUAUUGCUCUGUCACCCAGGCUGGAGUGCAAUGGUGCAAUCUCACUGCAACCUCCACUUCCCAGGUUCAAGAAUUUUCCUGUCUUAGCCUCCCCAGUAGCUGGGAUUAUAGGCACCUGCCACAAUGCCUGGCUAAUUUUUUUUUUUGUAUUUUUAGUAGAGACAGGGUUUUACCAUGUUGGCCAGGCUGGUCUCAAACUCCUGACCUCAAGUGAUCUGCCUGCCUCAACCUUCCUUGGAUUACAGACAUAAGCCACCACACCCAGCCAGGAUUUCCUUUCUAAAAUACUUUGUGUCAUAAUCAGUUUAGUGUCAUGAACUGUUCACUUCAUAUUUUUCUGUUUAAAUUUUUAAAGUAUCUUGUAAUAACUGUUUAAAAUGUAUGUAAAUAAAUGGGUACAGAAAGGUUUUUUAAGAGAAUCUUGCUUCUUGCCGGGCAUGGUGGCUCACGCCUGUGAUCUCAGCACUUUGGGAGGCCAAGGCAGGCGGAUCACCUGAGAUCAGGAGUUCAAGACCAGCCUGACCAACAUGUUGGCCAGAGUUUUAAAAACGCUGUCUUUUAAAGAAAAAGAGAAUCUUGCUUCUGUCAGUAAUACAGCAAUAUUACCCCAUCUACUAAAGGUUUUUGUUUCCUUAACCCCUACUCAUUAAUCCUUUAAUAGCUCUGCAUUUAUUUUUAUUUUUAUUUUUAGAGACGGGGUUUUACCAUGUUGGCCAGUCUGGUUUUGAACUCCUGACUGUGUGAUCCACCCGCCUUGGCCUCCCAAAGGGCUGGGAUUACAGGCAUGAGUCACAUUGCCUGGUCCAUUUUGCAAUUUUUUUUUUUUUUCCAGGACAAGGAGCGAUUUAUUUCAUAGCUGAGUGAAGGAUGAGGCCCACAGCCUCGGUAGCAGCAGAGGCAGCUUCUGUCUACCUAGCCCUCUCUUCUUGGUAUGGCAGCCAAAGGCCAGGUUAGGAGCGAGGGAGGCAGCCAGGGCACAGCCCUUCUGCCACUGGGCAGCAGCAGGCAGCAGUAGCAGCAGCAGGUUAGGGGUGGAGGAGGCGGGGUGUUAGUCUGGCUGGCUGACUCCCAUCCCUCUGUGGAUAGUGUUUGGUGAGGGUUGGGGGACCUAGACUGCUAUGUGGGGAGCAUUUGGAGUGGCUCAUUCAGAUGUGAAGAUGCGGCUGGAAAUGUCAUCCAGGAGCCAGUCUGCCCUGCAGCAGGUUCUCCCUGGUGACAGCACUGCAGCCCUGGAUGCACCAGUGGUGGCUGUGGAUGGAGUUCAGCUCCAGGGCCUCAUGGAUGGCAUUAGAGGACAGUGCUCUAGGCAGGUCCUGCUUGUUGGCAGAGAUGAGUAGGGUUGCUCUGGCCAGGCACUCCUCCAGCAGCAGGCUGUGGAGCUCCCGCCGGCAGUCCUGCAUGCGCUGGUGGUCCGCGCUGUCCACCACCCAGAUGAGGCCGUCGGUGCUCUCAAAGUAGUUCUGCCAGUAGGACUGCAGGGACUUCUGGCCACCCACAUCCCAGAUGUUCAGCUUGAAUCCUCGGUGCUCCAGGGUCUUGAUGUUGAAGCCCAGUGUCGGGGAGAUGGUGUCGAUGUCCUCCCCGUUGAACUUCUUCAGGAUGGUUGUCUUCCCAGCAUUGUGCAGGCCAAGCAUGAGCAGUCGCACCUCCCGCUCUUUCUGCUUCAUAUUCAGAAUGGUCAGGAGCCCCAUGGUCCCCGGAGCCCCCUCCUGGCCACCGUUUCUUCCCAUUCUGCGUUUUUGAGUACCAACUCUGUCAGGCUCAGUGGCAGUUUUUUGUGACCUGAUGGAUGAAAAAAAAUAAGUGACUCUAUGGUUGACUGCCACCUCUGCAACCUUGACUCAUCUGCUGAAAGGCAAGAAGGGCAGCAAGCCCUGUUUUAGGGACUACAUGAGAUCAGGGUAGAUAAAGGGAACAUAGAUGAGUGCUUGUGUUUUGAGUUUUUUUCCUAACUGAAACAAUCUGUAAAUAUUAAAUAGAAUGGUUUCUUAGAGUAACUGUAAAACUGUGUAAAUAAACAUGGAAAGUUUUCAAAGAA